Molecule: messenger RNA, 4293 nt
Organism: Eimeria acervulina
Lineage: Eukaryota; Apicomplexa; Conoidasida; Eucoccidiorida; Eimeriidae
Exons: 6
Coding region: 1-4293 (1430 amino acids)
Biological process (GO): RNA 3'-end processing
Molecular function (GO): nucleotidyltransferase activity
Source: RefSeq, a predicted model, not a curated record
AUGCCUCCUCCCCUUAAAACUCAUUCAGGAGAAGGGUUUUCUUUGCAUGCGUUGCCGUCAGCCACAUCGGAAGUGCUGCUGCUCAGUGCUGCGCUGCUGCAGCGGGAGUGUCUCUCCAGCCUCUUCUCUCAGUCAAUUCAGAGGGCAGGAGGAGACACCUCAGCGUAUGCUGAGGAGACACCUCAGUGGGAGACAGAUAGCUGCCUUUGGGCUAUUCGCCUGAGUGUGGGGCUGCCAGAUGUCCCCACUGUCUCCUUUCGCGAGGUUACAAGUGUCUCCUCGCCCCUUAAAGAUAGCCUGCCCUCGCUGCAGCUGCUGCAGGCUGAAGCGUCCCUUGUCUCCUCUCUGUCAAGGAGAGACAGAGAAAGAAGAGAAGGGGGAUCUGGGGGAGCAGGAGAAACAGAGAAAAUAGAGGCCUUGGAGACAGUUAAAAGGCUUUCCAACGCGUUGCAGCCUCGCAGGUGUCUCCUCAUCUCUUCUUCGCAGCGCCUGCUGCACGUGCUGCAGCAGCUGCUGCGGCUAAUAAAACCCCACAGUCUGCAGCGGCAGCUCUUUAAGGAGACACCUGUCUCCGUCGCCAGCCACCUCAACUCAGAGGAGACAGCACUUGCUCCUGCGGGAGAGUUCUUGUUAGCUGUAAUGCGUCUCUGUCUGCAGCAGCACGCUGCUGCAGCACGGAGACAGCAGCAUGCUCUGUUAAGGAGACAAGAAGCAGCAAGGGCCACGCGAGAGGGAGGAGACAGGCAAGGAGACAGCGCAGUUGUUGUCUCCCCACAGAGCACCAACUGUCCCCAGGAGAAAGGACCUGCUGCAGACCCCACAGAAGAUAAACUAAAAGAGUAUUUGUUACGCCUUCGUGCGGAGCGGGAGGCCCUCGAGACUUUGCAGUCUGGCCACAGCAUGCAGGGAAUUGAUGCAGGAAGCAGGGCUUCAAUCCCUCUGUCUCCUCGCGCUUGGGAACGCCGGUGCACCCCAGGAAAGCAGCAACAGCAGCAGCUGCAGCAACAGCAGCAGCUGCAGCAACAGCAGCUGCUGCAGCAACAGCAGCUGCUGCAGCAACAGCAGCUGCUGCAGCAACAGCAGCUGCUGCAGCAGCUGCAACGAUGCUCCCAGAAAGGAGACACUUUUCUUUCAGAGAGGAACCUGUGGAGACGCGAGCCAGAAAGGGACCCAACGAGGCCGUACACCCCGUGGCUCAGCAACCAGCACCAAAAUGAAGGAGACAGCAUAGUAGCAGGAGACAGCAGAACAGCAGGAGGCAGCAGAGCAGCAGGAUACAACAGAGCAGCAGGAGACAGCAGCGCAGCAGGAGACAGAAGAGCAGCAAGAGACAACGGAGACUCUUCCUGUAAGAACCCAGCAGCAGCAGCUCCACCUAGGGCCCCACUACAAACACUGUCUCCGUCGUGGCUGGGCCCUCAGGGGGGCCCCUGCAGCACUUUUGAAGGAUGCCGCAUCCCCCUAGAGUUGAAGGCCUUGGAAGAGGAGCUGCGCCCUUCUCAAAAAGGAGACAGGCAAAAGCGCAGCCUCGUGCGUCUCCUGGCGAAGUGGUUGAGGACCCCAGCGUGGAGACAGAGACUGAGGGGAGGAGACAGCGAGUCAGGAGACAGCAGGACAGAGGGAAGAAAGAGCAAAGGAGACACUCACCUCCCCCCUAUCUUGCUACCAUACGGGUCCUCUGUCACCGGCUUUGGAGACUGGGACUCAGACUUAGACCUCGCGUUGCUGCUGCCGUCCCUCUGCAGCGCAGCAGAGACAAAAGAGACACCGCAGCAGUCUCCUUGCUGCUCUCCUUUCUCUUCCUUUCCGUGCUGUCUCCUUUGUGGCCAGGGGGGAGACAACUGCCUCCAUAGCUUCCCCUCGAGAGCGGAGUCCGCUGCGCUGCUGACGCGGCUUGAGUGUCUCCUCCGCAGCGAAGAGCAGCUUGAGGGUCUCUUCACUUGCCUGGAGGUUGUUGUCCCCCAAAGAGCUCCCCCACUGCUGCGUGGGGUGUACAGACACCCGAGAACCCCACAAAGACGCAGGAGCAGCAGCGCAGCCAGCUGCCGCUCAAGGAGCAAAGAGAUGUCUCCAGCAGGAGACACUGCCAAGGGACAGUGCGUCUCUCUCCGUCCCUCUGGAGACCAACUCAACAGAAAAGGAGACAGUUUAAGGGCAUGCGACGAUGACAAGGAAGGGGGCAGAAAUUACGAGGAGACAAAGGAGACACACCAAACAAACAGGCUCAACAUCUGCCGCACCGCUGGGGGCCCAGCGAAAGGAGACAGCCGAUACUGUCCCUCUGCACACAGCGCAACCCUGGAAGUGUCUCCUCUUUUACAGCCAGACGGCCCACUACAAGGGCCUCCUCAAGGACCUCCGUGGGGCCCCCCUCCAGAAGCAGGAGACAUGGAGAGACACUCUGGGGGCCCCCCGCCUACGCCUGCAGCUGAGCCUGCCUGGGGGCCGUGCAGCCGAGUUAAGUUCGAGAUGACUGCUGGGUGUCCCCUGGGCCCUUUAAACUCGCAGUUGCUGAAGGAGUACGCCAGCUGCUGUGUCCUUUUGCCGCCUUUGGUUCGCAUAGUCCGGCACUGGGCAGACUGUAGGGGCCUCACAGGGACCCGGGAUGGCUGUCUCUCUAGCUACGCCUGGUCUCUCUUGGUGGUUUUCUUCUUGCAGUCGGUUUCUCCGCCGUUGCUGCCUCAGCUGCAGCAGCGCCCAUCUGCUGCGCACCUCCAGACCUCGCUGAAUGCCCCUCCUUACCCCACAAACGAAAGGAGGCACUUGAAGGGAGGCUGUCUCCGAAGCCUCCCGCCCUCUGCGGUGCCUGUAGAGAUCGUUGGGGGCCGCCACAGCGUUUGGUUCUUAAGGCCAGGGGCCGUUGACCCGUGGGGGCCCCGGACGCUGGGUUUGUUGCAGCCUGUGUUUAGGGGCGCUCGAGAGACUCAGCUGCUGCAGUGGCUGCAGAGAUAUCUGCCGGGGUGUCUCCUCCUGCUGCCUGAGGAGACACCGCAAGGCUCCACAAACUACCUGGAGGCAGGGCCUUUAAAACAACACACAGAAGGAAGUAAAACCCCCAAAGGGGAUAUCAACAACUUCUCUCAGCCCCCCCUCUUCACACUCCCUCGAACAGACAGCCCCAGGGGUCCAGUGGUCAGGCCACUGACUCCCCGCGAGAACCAAUACUCCACGGGAUCGGGGGAUCGAUACCCUACGGGGUCGGGGGAUCGAACAAUUCAGGGAUCGGGGGAUCGAAGCAUUCAGGGAUCGGGGGAUCGAAGCAUUCAGGGAUCGGGGGAUCGAAGCCUUCGGAAGUCGGGGGGUCAGUCCCCCACGGGAUCGGGGGAUCUAGCCCCUAUGGGAUCGGGAGAUCGGUCCCCCACGGGAUCGGGGGAUCGGUCCCCCCAUCGCCGGCGUCAAUCACGCUGCCAGCCUCCUCCUCUGAGCGACCAGGACUGGGUCAAGGUAGCGUCUCUAUUUUAUGCAUUUUUUGUGUUUUUCGGUUAUUCAUUUAACUCUUUGUCCCUUCUGGUGUCUCUACAAGGUCCUCCCCUACCAUGUAGAAAGCCCCCGAACAGAAGACGCUGUAAACAGAAAGGCUUCCAAGCAAAGGAGACACCUAAAGAGACUCCUCCUGUCUCCACAGAGCCCCCAACCCACCAGCUGUCUCCCCAGAGGGGAGACACAGGGCAAGGGGGCCCCACAGCGAUCAGUGAACCCCCACUGAAAGAUUGUAGUCCGAUGGGGGCAGUAAGGACAGCAGCAGCAGCCGAUGCAGCCGCAGGAGCACCAGAUGAAUGCGCAGCAGCAGCAACAACGAAUGAAGCAGCCACAACUACACACGACGAAGCACAAGCGACAAACACAGCAGCAGCAACAACAGAUGCAACAGCAGCAGCAACGCAUGCAACAGCAGCAGAAGUGCCGGCAGCAUCUGAAGAUCUGAGGAAGGGCCCCCUUGAAGGUCGCGAGACGCAAUGUACAGACGUCGACAGGGAAGAGACACCUAAGGACCCAGCAGGUGAACUGCUUAGGGCCCUGGGAGAGCAACAAGCUAUCUCCACUGCUAUGCAAUCUGUCUCCUUUGGUGUUGCCAUUGAGGACCCGCUGGAGGUGGGGAGACACCACGCCUACAGCAGGCCUCAAGGUGAGAACGGAUGCCCUUUGACUGCAGCAGCAGCAGCAACAGUAGCAGCAGCAGCAGCAGCAGCAGCAAAGGUGGCAGCAGCAGCAACUGGCCUUGAGGAUGUCCUGUGGUGCGAGGUGUUUUACUAUGAAAUGCAAAGGGCAGAGAGGCUGCUAAGAGACGGGUGA